This is a messenger RNA of Hypanus sabinus (Atlantic stingray), 8639 nucleotides long. Its product is annotated as gastrula zinc finger protein XlCGF17.1-like. Gene Ontology annotation, molecular function: RNA polymerase II cis-regulatory region sequence-specific DNA binding; DNA-binding transcription factor activity, RNA polymerase II-specific. Lineage: Eukaryota; Metazoa; Chordata; Chondrichthyes; Myliobatiformes; Dasyatidae. The coding region runs from base 1274 to 1708 and encodes 144 amino acids. Gene Ontology annotation, cellular component: nucleus. The record is from RefSeq and is a predicted model, not a curated record. The transcript has 2 exons. Gene Ontology annotation, biological process: regulation of transcription by RNA polymerase II.
AUAGUCUAAAUAGACCAGGAUGCAAGCCUGGGCAAGUUUUUUUUUAUGGAAGACUGGCAGUUGCCCAAGCUGCAAGUCUCCCCUCUCUAUGCCACCAAUGUUGUCCAAGGGAAGGACCCAUACAGAGCAAUGUGUGGUUAAGUGCCACACGCAAGCCUCAGCCAAGGCUCGAGCUAGUGACCUUCAGAUAAUUAGAUGAACGCCUUAACCACUUGGCCACGCGCCAACACUCUGCAGCGUACUCUCCUCAACAUUGCUGUUGUGUAUGUCCUGCUGCUGAGGUAUAUCCGAGGAUGUGCUGGGACACAUCAUCAGUGGGGUCAUCGGGUAUUUUGUGUCUUUCAACAUCAGGUGACCGAGCCAGGGCUGAUCAGGCCCCGGUUUGCGUCCCAGCAGCAUUGGUCCAUGGGUCACUCUUGCUGUUUCUAAAACAUUGAGUGGGUCUCUUCAGGCUCCUGUGCUACGUCCUUGAUGGUAGCAAUGAGGAGAGCGCCAGUUAUCGACGCCAUUUGUGCAUGAUUAGGCCACUCGGCCCAUCAAAUCUGCUCUGCCAUUCCAUCAUGGCUGAUUUAUUAACCCUCUCCUAAGCUUAUCCAGGCUCUGUAGCUCAUUAAUUCAAAGUACAUUUAUUAUCAAAGUAUGUAGAAACUAUACAACCUUGAGAUUCGUCUGGUUCCUGGCAGCCAGUAAACAAGAAACCCGAAAGAACCAACUUAAGAAAGACCAACACCUGAUACACAGAGGCGGAGGGAAAAAAAACACAAAUGGUGCAGACAUUAAAAGCAGGAGGACUUGGAGCAGCUGGAGUAGGCCCAUAGCCUCAGUAAAUCGCAGCUGAGAUUGCAGAUAUGGAGCCUGAGCAGACUCAGCGCCACAGAGAGAGGAGUAAACGUCAUGGAAGAGCGAGCAGAAUCGGCCCGACCCUCGCCCUCCGUCCAGACACCCUGCCUUUUCAGUUUAUCUGUCUGCCGGUGUUUAAAUUGUCUACAUACCGGGCCGCUCCCGACCUUUCUGAAUAGUCUCGGUGUUUAGGUGGAUCUGACUUUGCUCCAGGUUUAGGUGGACGGGCUCCUCCAACUCCGACUCCAGCUGGCCUCGAGUUUGCUCCGACCACUUCUGCAUUGCACCCGCACACCUCAACCUGGAGUUGUCUUCGCCUUUGCUCGCCUCUUCAUUGUUUGCAGUGACAGCUUACCACAAUUUGCCACAGAGAAAGUGCUGUUAAUAUUGAAAGAUUAUUUGGACAGGUCAGAGCGGAGCACUUUCCAAUGAGAUGGAAAUACUGAAGGAGGCGGAAGUGCUGCCGGAGGACGAGCCGGGAUCCUCGGGAGACGGCAACGUGGCGCGGCCGGCCCCCAGCUCCCAGCCGGACGACUGCUUCCAGUGCUUCGUGUGCGGCAAGGGCUUCCGAUGGGCCUGCCUUCUGAAGCGGCACCUGCGGGUGCACACCGGCGAGAAGCCCUUCGAGUGCACAGUGUGCAAGCGCUGCUUCAGCAAGUCCAGUAACCUGACGCGGCACCGGCGGUUCCACACCGGCGAGAAGCCCUUCGAGUGCGGCGUGUGCGGCAAGCGCUUCUCCACCUGCAACGACCUGCGGGUCCACCAGCGGAUCCACACCGGGGAGAAGCCCUUCGAGUGCGCCGUCUGCCAGAAGCGCUUCUACACGUCCGGCCACCUGAUCCGCCACCAGAGGACUCACAGCGGCUAAAGGGAGAGCGCUGUCUGCCGUCCCAGCCAGCCCGUUUUUACUGGGGGAAGCGGGGGUGAGCUGAUUGAACAGCGCCAGCUGAGACUCCCUCACCGGUCAAGCGAGCCCCCUCGAUCCCAGGGUGGGGUGCCACUGGUGGCGGCGGGAGCUCAACGCUUCCGUAACACUCUCAACACCCAUGACAAGGGGCGCCCCAAAGCGGUGAUUGGCCGCCCGUUACCUUGUGGCUUGAUCCACCUGUCCAAUCCUCGCGGGAGUACCCAAUGGGCAGAUAGUUUGAUAAAGGGCAGCUGAAAACAUGGACACUAGAGUGAGGUGCGUCUGGGUCGCGAGAGACUUCUUCAGUUGGGACAAAUUAGUCACAUGACAGGCAUGGGCCAAGCCUGCGGCAGAAGACUGGGCGUACGCCAUUUCGAACUGAGCAAACCCAGUUUGUGUUACUGGCCCCCCCACCUCUGCCCACCCAGGCUGCUCCAAGUACAUUCUGUCCAAGUUUUUGAGUUGCCAGAGAUCUGGUACAACACUCGUAACCUCAAGCUGCUCCAAGUACAUUUCGUCACAUAUUUUAGUCGGAGAUUGGGUAACUUCAGCUCUUCUGGACUAUUUUGCUGAAUUUCUUUCUGUCUGACUUGAGUCACUUCCUCCUCCCGUCUCCGGGUCUGGUACAAAAUUCAGCCGCCCUUGAUUUGCGCUUCCCACUUGGUCCCUGGAGCCUCUUUGAACGGGGAGUGAAUGCGCUAUGGGAACUUAAUAGACGGUCGCGGCUGUGUGGUAACUGGUGACCACACCGUUGGGUCCGCCCCACUGCAGGGUUUCGGUCCGAAGCGAUGACGGUUCCUUCCCCCUCCCCACACAGACUCUGACUUGCUGAGAGCGUCCUGCAGAUAGCGUGUCCUCAUCCUGCUCAGUGCGGUGAGGGCUUUUGCCGUAGCCACCUUUGUAAACGGCUUGUUUCAGGCCUCCCAGAACCCACCGGGUACCAGAAAAAGGGGAUUUUCCACAGACUAGGGCAACGUGGCGGUGUAGCGGCUAGAGCAAUGAUCUGCGGUACCAGCGACCCAGGUUCAAUUCCCGCCACUGGCUGUAAAGAGUUUGUACGUUCUCCACGUGACUUCGAGGGUUUCCUCCCACAUUCCACGGAUAUACGUGCUUGUAGGUUAAUUGGUGACAUAGACGUAUCUAAGUGGCUCAGGCCUGAGAGGGCCUGUUACCAGGCUCUAUCUCUAAAAAAAGACCACAAAAACAGGAGCCAAAUUAAAUAGAUGAGAAUAUUUACUAUGGAGUUAGGAUGUUAUGCUGAAGUUGUAUGAGAUGUUGGUAUUGUGUGCAACUUUGGUCGCCUACUUACAAGUAAAUAAGAUUGAAAGGGUACCGAGGAAAUUUACAAUGACGUUGCCAGGACUGGAGGACCUGGGUUAUAAGGAAAGAUUGAAUAGGAGGAACUUCAUUCCCUAGAAUGUAGAAGAUUGAGGGGAGAUUUGUUAGAGGUAGACAAAGUAAUGAGGGGUAUAGAUAGGGUAAAUGCAAGCAGGUUCUUUUCCACUGGGGUUGGGUGAAACUACGGCUAGAGGUCAUGGGUUAAGGAUGAAAGGUGAAACGUUGAAGGGGAACGUGAGAGGAAACUUCUUCACUCAGAGGGUGGUGAGAGUGCGGAAUGAGCUGCCAGCGCAAGUGGUUGAAGAUGUUGAAGAGAAGUUUGGAUAGGUACAUGCGUUGGAGGGGUAUGGACUGGGUGCAGGUCGAUGGGGCGAGGCUGUUAAUGUGAUUCAGCCUAGGUACACAGAAGGGCUUAUUUCUGUGCUGUGAUUGUCUAUGACUGAUUAGGCCAUUCAGCCCAUCGAGUUUGCUCGGUCUUCGAUUAUGGUUUUUUCCCUCCUCCUCCUCCUCAUAACCUUUAACCUCCUUACCAAUCAAGGACCUACUGGUCUCUGUCUAAGCACACACAGUGACUUGACCUCCAUAACUGUCUGUGGCAAUGAAUUCCACAGACUCAGGUUGAGGAAAUUCCUGCUCACCUCAUUUUACAGUGGCUUUAUUCUGAGGCUGUGCCCUCAGCUCCUUGUGUCUUCUGCUAAUGAUCCUUCUCCACGUCUGCUCUGUCCAGGCCUUACAGUACCUGGUAGUUUUCAAUUAGAUCCCCCCACCCUUCAUCCUUCUGAACUCCCUUGAGUGCGGACCCAAAUAUAUCAAACACUCCUUGUACAUUAAGCCUUUUGUCCCCGAGAUGGUUAUUGUGCACCUCCUCUGGACCCUCUCCGGUGCCAGUACUUUUUCCCUCUAACUCAGUUACUUAAGUAGCUUUGAAGGGUAUUGAUAAUGGCUGGGGUCACCCCUCUUGUAAAGACUGUCCAGAGGAAGUCAAUGGCGAACCACCUCUGUAGAAAAAUUUGCCAAGAACGGUCAUGGCCAGGGAAAGACCAUGAUGUGGCACAUAUUGAACGAGGGAACAGCGAGGGAUUUUACUCUUUGGCACAAAACAGGACGAGCGGUGACUUGAUAGAGCAAUAACAGUUGAUAAGAGGCAUAGAUGGAGUGGACAGUCAGAGACUUGUUCCCAGGACAGAAAUGGCUAAUAUGAGGAAGGAAAAUUGUAAGGUGAUUGGAGGAAAGUAUAUGGCGUCGGAGGUAGGAGUAGCGGGUCUGUUGAACACACUGCCAGGAGUGGUAGUAGAAGCAGAUUAAUGAGCAUUUAAGAGACCCUUCAAGGGGCACAUGAGUGAUAGAAAAUAUUUCCUAUCAAAGUGUGUGUGCAAUUUACAACUCUGAGAUCUGUCUUCUCCAGAUAGCCACAGAACAAAGAAAACCAUGUAGGGCCAAGUGGGAGAGAAGGGUUAGAUUGAUAUUGGAGUAGGUUGAAGGGUCGGCAGACAUUGUGGGCUGAAGGGUCUGUACUGCUCUAUAUUUUAAUCUACGCUCUCUGGUGUUUUAUCGUCCACGUGUGAGGGAAUUGUUCCUUCCUGGUCAACCUGGUAAGGUGUUAAUACCUCAGUGGUCUCCUUUCACCCUUCUCAGUCCCAAGGUAAUACCCCAAGCCUAUCUAAUAGACCACUAAGAGAUACUCAGUGGGUCAGGCAGCACCUGAGGAGGGAAGUGGACAGUAGACCAGCAGUAUAUUUAUUGAGAUACAGCAUGGAAUAGGCCCUUUCGACCCUGAUUUAAUCCUACUGAAAUCAUGGGAAAAUUUACAAUUAACCUACCAACCUGAACAUCUUUGGAUUGUGGGAGGAAACCAGAGCACCCCGAGGAAACCCACAUGCUCACGGGGAGAAUGUACUAACUCUUUACAGGUAGUGAUGGGAAUUGAACCCCUAUCGCCGGUACUGUAAAGCGAUGUGCUAACCACUAUGCUACCAGGCUGCCCCUUUCUGUGCUCCAGAUUCCAGCGCCCGCGGCCCCUGAUCGCCCGAUCUAUUCUCGUCUCAGAGUUUCAGGCCCAGGCACCACCUUAAAACUCGUCCACACCCUGCCUCCAGUGAAGUCUUGUCACCCCUGUCGUGAAUAGGCUUGCAAGCAUUAGAACAGCGAAUUGGUGUGUACGUGUUGCAAGUGCAAUCUCUGCCAGUGCCUAGAGGUGGCAGUAUUGUAAGGCAGUUAAAUAUCCCGUAUGACUUUUCAACCACUUAGUCUCCUGACCUGCCAACGACACAGAACUUUUUUUCUUUCACACUUUCCAUCUGAGUAGCUUCCAACCUGAUGGCAUGAACAUUGAUUUCAUCCUACUUCUGGUAAUUUUUGCACACCCCAUCCCCCAUCUCUCGAUCUAUUCCCCAUUCUAGCUUCCCUCUCAGCCCGUCUCAACUGCCCGUCACCUCACUCUGGUUCACCUCGUCCUUCCUUUACUCCUUUGUUCUCCUUUUUCAGCCCUUUACCUCUUCCACUGAUCACCUCCCAGCUUCUCACAUCCACUAGGCUUUUUCCAUUGAGGUUGGGUGGUACUAAAGCUAGAGACAAUAGACAAUAGGUGCAAGAGCAGGCCAUUCGGCCCCUCGAGCGAGUGCCACUAUUCACUGUGAUGAUGGCUGAUCAUCCACAAUCUGUACGCUGUUCCUUCCUUCUCCCCAUAUCCCUUGACUCUGCUAUCUUUAAGAGCUCUAUCUAACUCUUUCUUGAAAGCAUCCAGAGAAUUGAACUCCACUGCCUUCUGAGGCGGAGCAUUCCACAGAUUCACAACUCCCUGGGUGAAAAAGAUCAUGGCUUAAGGGUGAAAGGGGAAACUUCCUCACUCAGAGGGUCCGGAGAGUCUGGCGUGAGCUGCCAGCACAAGUAGGGCAUGCAAGCUUGAUUUCAACACUUAAGUUUGGAUAGGUACACAAGGGGUAUGGAAGACUAUGAUCCAGGUGCAGAUCGAUGGGAGUAGGCAGUUUAAAUAGUUCAGCAUGGACUAGAUAUUCCUGUACUGUACUACAUGGGUUUCCUCCUGUAGUCCAAGUAUGUACCAGUUAGUAGGUUAAAGACACUGACGUAUCUUCCCCUCACUCUUCACCUCACCCCCCCCCACCUUACUCUGGUUUCUCCCUCCUCCCUUGUCAAUCUUGAUGAGGGGUCUCGGUCCGAAGCAUCUCCUCCAUAGAUGCUGCCUGACCUGCUGAAUUCCUCUAGCGUUUUGUAUGUGUUAGUCUGGGUUUUCAGUAUUUGUAUAAUCAUGGGACAAUUUGCAAUGACCAAUUAACCUACCGACGCAUACGUCUUUUUGGACUGACGAAGGAAACCCAUGUGGUCAUAGGGAAACCAUUCAAACUCCUUACAGGCAGCAGCGGGAAUUGAACCCGGGUCGCCUGUACUGUAAAGUUUUGAGCUAACCUCUAUGCUCCCAUGCCACCCUUUUAUGUGGGGAGAUUGGAGAAACAACAUGCUUUCUCUUGAGCAAAAGUGGCUGUGACCUUUCAGAAAACUGCAUUGACUGGUUAUUCAGUUCCAUAGCUGCAGCUUAACCUGUCAAGUCUCUCUCUAGUGUUUCGUGUGUGUGGCUCUGGAUUUCCGGCAUCUGCAGAAUCUCGUUGUGUUUAUGAUUUUCCGAUCAGUCUGGUUUAUACUUUCCCUGUUGUGUCUCCCCACAAAGCCCAUGUUGGCCGGCUUUGCCCUGAAUGAAAUGCAUCUUGCCGCAUCAUUUCUGCCCAGUUAUCCAUCGUACUUCUGUCAGCAGUGUCAACUUCAUGCCCAGUGGCUGUGUCAUCUAUAAACAUUAAUGGCUGCUCAGCACAGACUCUUGUCAGUCAAAUACUUGUUGCGUCCAUUGAAUAGAACACUACAUCACUGAACUUCAGGGACUUCAGACCAGCUACCCUGUUUCCACCUGUUUUUCCUGCCUAUUCCCGUCUACUUGUGCCCAGACAGUAUCCUUCCCAUUGAUUUCCCUGUCCAUACUUCUCUAAGUGUUGCAAUCAAGUCCACGUCCACCACUCCUGCUGGCAGCUCAUUCCGCUCUCGCACCACCCUCUGAGUGAAGAAGUUCCCCCUCAGGUUCCCCUUAAAUAUUUCAACAUUCACCCAUAAUAUGUGACCUCUAGUUCUAGUCUUACCCAACCUGGAUGCAAAAAGCCUGCUGGUCUUCACCCUGUCUAUACUUGUUAUAGUUUUGUAUGCUCUGUCAAACCUCCCCUUAUCCUCCUCCAUUCCAGGGAAUAAAGUACUAAGCUAGAGUCAUAGAAUACAGCACAACCCAUGCCCUAAAUUUAUAUAUGAAAAGAGAUAUCUAUUCAACCUUUUCCUAAAACUCAGAUACUCAAGGCCCGGCAAUCCCUUGUAAAUUAUCUCUGUGCUCUUUCAUCUCAUUGAUAUUUUCCCUGUAGGGAAUAGGUGACCAGAACUGCAUACGAUACUCUAAAUUUGGCCUCUUACUUAAUUGCCCAUUGCGCCACUGGCUGUUAGGACAACCGUGAAGGUCCUUCAUCUGUCUGUCCGCGGCUGCUCAGAUGUAGAGGGAUUCUUCACGGCUGUUUCCGUAACAGGUUUGUUUGACCAGUCAGGGUUGUCAGCUUUGAGCUGAGCUGGUGGACCACUCUUAGUCUAGUCUCUACCCUUUGACCUGUUGGCAUGGAUGACCCUACGAAGAGCCAAGGCAUAAAGCCCUGAUUCUGACCAGCAUAGCUCUUUGAGUCAUUGAGGCACGCAAGCCUCCCAACCAUGGUUGUGGUCCUCCUGGAGGAAAUUUGGUCUUCUUAACAUCUUAACUUCAAGAAGACAUGCAAACUCCUGUAACUUCAAUAGCACUUGCUAUUCUUUCUGGAACUCAUGGCCUUUAUGCCUCUGGACCUCAUGGACUUUGUCAAGGAGAAAGCUACAUCAAAUGCACUGCUCUCAUUUGCUUGGAAUCCAAUCAGGUCGGUUAGCCCUGACCUUCCCUUGUAUGUACUGAUCCUAAUUUAAUCUUGCAUCUUUAAAUCAGUUAGGGUGGAUACAAUCAACUUGAAACACAGAGUCAGUGCACGAGUGGAGCUUUUGUACUUCACCGUUGAAUGUAAUCGUGGCUGGUCCCAUCCCUCCUGCCUUCUCCAUCCCAUUAUCAUUCAACAAAGAUGACUACAGCAAGAGAUGACUACAGGUCCUUCAGCCCACAGUGUUGUGGCACACUAAUUAAAGGCCAGACUGAAUUAAUCCCUUCAGCCUGCAUGACAUGUAUAUCCCUCCAUUCUCAGUGGGUGGCAUGGUAGUGUCGCGGCUGGUGCAGUGACUUUACUGUGCCAGCGAUCACCGAUUGGGGUUCGAUUCCUGCUGCUCUCUGUAAGGAUUUUGUAUGUUCUCCUCGUGACUGUGUGGGUUUCCUCCCACGUGCUUAAAGACUUUGCGGUUGGUCAUUUGUGGGCAUGCUACGUUGGAGCUGAACGUGUGGCGACAUCCUAGGACUGUGGUAAUUGUUGAUGCAACAAAAAAAAACUGCAUUUCACUGUAUGUUUCGAUGUACAUUUGACAAAUAAAGCAAAUCUGUAAUCCA